Messenger RNA from Rotaria sp. Silwood1, 840 nucleotides. The record is from the annotation of a GenBank genome assembly. NCBI's taxonomy places the organism in Eukaryota, Metazoa, Rotifera, Eurotatoria, Philodinida, Philodinidae.
AUGGAAACGAAUGAAACCGUUUCUGAUAUUCUUCAACAAAUAACUCCUACAGUUGAUAAUACAACAAAUACUGAUAUGAUAACACAUACUGAUCGACAUUCCAUCCUAUCGAAUACCAAUGAUAUUAAUUAUGAUUCGCAAAUAAUAUGGUCAACGUCUAAUUUAAAUGAAAAAACAACCUUAAUCAAUAUUUCACAAAUUAAUACAGAUAUUGCACGUCCAUGGAAAAUACGUGCGCUUGUUUCGUGUGAAUAUCCAAAACGAACAUUUACUAAUUCAAAUGGUAUUGGAGAAGUAUCUAAUUGGGAUCUAACUGAUGAAACAGGAUCAAUAGCUAUGGUUGCUUUCAAUCUCAAUUGCCACAUGAUGAGUGGCAAAAUAAAAAAGAAUCAGGCUUAUGAAUUUACGAACUUAACUAUUCGUACUACAUCAAAUGCAUUUAAAACAUUGCCACACUUGUUUCAAUUAGUUUGUACAAGCUCAACACGUGUGCAAGAAAUUGAUUUGACUAUUAGUCCAAUACAACCAGUCUACAACUUAAUUCAUCUAAAAGAAGUGAACUCAAUAGAUUUAAAUUCAAUAGUUGAUGUACAAGUGCAAGUUUUACGAGAUUAUGGUGUUUCAACAGGUACUUUUAAUGAUUGUGUAUGGACCCGUAGAGAUUUACAUGUUGUUCAAGAUGGAAUACAUAUUAAGUUAUCAUUAUGGAACGAUCAAGCUCGCUUAGUAACUCGAAAUAUGGCUGGACUUUGCCUUAAAUUAAAAAAUGUAAAAGUUUCGUGGUUCGAUGGAUCACGUACACUUAGCACAAUGGCUAAUACUCAAUUAUUAAUUAUUUAA